This is a messenger RNA of Teleopsis dalmanni, 705 nucleotides long. RefSeq lists its product as uncharacterized. The record is from RefSeq and is a predicted model, not a curated record. Lineage: Eukaryota; Metazoa; Arthropoda; Insecta; Diptera; Diopsidae. The transcript is spliced from 7 exons. Bases 136 to 705 code for a protein of 189 amino acids.
UUGAAAUUUUUGCUUAUAGUAUUAAUUGCAAUAAAUUUUAUUUAUUGUGCGAUUGUAAUUAAUAAAAUUGUGGUACGAGUGCCUAAGGAAGAUGAUAUUGGAUUGAUAUUUGAUCUUUGUGUGGCAAAUACUGAUAUGAAUAAUAAAAAAGAAAUGUUAGAAUUUCGCAUACGUUCCGAUGGAUCAUGUUGUCUUAAUAUAUCGGAUGGUAAAAUAAUGACAGAUGCUAGCAGAAUAGUUGGUGGGAAUUUUGGUUCAAUAGAAGCAGGUGCUGUUGAGACAGUAUCACUCAUAUGGCCGACUGUGUCACUUUAUAAUCGUGUGGGAUUUUGUCCAAUUAUUAUUGUUUCUAUAAAUGCCAACGACGAACAAAAGAAAUUUAAACAUAUGCUGCACUUUGAUACGCGGUUUGCUACAUUAGAUCCAGAAGGACGCACCUUGCGGAGACAUAAAAAUUAUAAGGAUUGUAAAAAUUGGGAUAAGGAAUACUUAAAAAAUUGUACUCCAGUUAACUGUGAAGAGCGAUAUUUUGGUCGUCGUAAUUAUUAUAAUCAUACUUCUGAGCAAUGCGAAGAAGUGCCCCGUUGCGCCGAACACAUUGAAAUUUACGAUAUUUAUGGCAAUGAAUAUACGCAGAGUGUACUGAAAAUAUGGAAAGAACAUUGCUCUAAACUGGAGCCCCCAACAGAAAAAGAUGGUGUUUAA